This is a messenger RNA of Daldinia vernicosa, 571 nucleotides long. RefSeq lists its product as uncharacterized. Lineage: Eukaryota; Fungi; Ascomycota; Sordariomycetes; Xylariales; Hypoxylaceae. The transcript has a single exon. Bases 126 to 419 code for a protein of 97 amino acids. The record is from RefSeq and is a predicted model, not a curated record.
CAGGCUGAUUAUAGGGCGGCAUAGACUGAUUUCAGCAGAAGAGCACCGAAGGGACCUCAUCGACCUCAUCGGGAGUCGAAUUGGGUGUAAAGACUUAGGGCGAGAGGGGAUCGAAUCUCGUAAUAAUGUCUCGUAUGUCCUCAUGUAAUAGAUACUUAACAGCGACACCAUUUCUAAUAUUUGCUACUAAUGAAUCGAGGAUGCGAGGAGUAAAUCGGCUAAGAAUAUUUCUUGUUAGGCAGGUACAUACCUACCUAGGUACCUAUCAACUCAUUCCCUCCUGCCUCUUGUUCGUUCCUUCCUACCUCUUGUUCGUUCCGCUCCUGCUUGUUUUUGUUUUUGCCUCCCGGCUCUUGCCUUUACUGUUAAUCGACAAGACUUGCCUAAUUUACCGCGUCUACUCGUCUACUCACGUUUGAACACUUAAAUAUUCUUCUACAUACAUUAGGCACUCAAGAUACUUACCUUGGGUAGGUACUUUUGAACGUCAACCCAUUUCUUUUCACCUCCUGGCUCGCGAGCAACGUCCAAGCAACGUCCAAGCAACAAUCUCAACGCACCUGUUUAUUGU